Molecule: messenger RNA, 3402 nt
Organism: Galendromus occidentalis (western predatory mite)
Lineage: Eukaryota; Metazoa; Arthropoda; Arachnida; Mesostigmata; Phytoseiidae
Gene: yem
Product: yemanuclein
Exons: 15
Coding region: 1-3402 (1133 amino acids)
Biological process (GO): chromatin organization
Cellular component (GO): nucleus
Source: RefSeq, a predicted model, not a curated record
AUGUCGGAGCUUCGAAGGGUUUCGCUGACACCGGCCUCUCAUACCGAUAGGUUUGGGAUGGGAGACCCUCCAGGGACAGCGAAGCCGGGGAACAAGAAGAAGAAAAAACUCACAAUGCGCUUCAACCUCGACCUGGGCAAUCCCGCAGACGGCGAGUGCCACGAAUUCAACUACAUCGAGCUCGUGCGGAAUUUCAAGAGGGGAAAGACGGAGGUGACCCAGGAAACGGACGAUCCUUUUGAUUCCGACGAUGAUGUGGCGGCUAUCGCCAAGCAAAUGGAAGAGAAGUACGGAUCUGGGAAAGUGGCCUGGGACGAUGACGUCGACAAGGGUCAAGGGUACGAUGAGGACGAUUCCUUUAUCGAUAACAGGGAAGCCUACGAUGAGUUGGUACCUCUCGACCUCAACACCAAAUAUGGCGGCUUCUACAUCAAUACCGGAGAUCUCGAGUUCGUUCAUGCACCGCCCGUGCAGUACAUGCAAUACCACCAGAACGAUGUGAACAAGACGAAAGCCACUCUCGAGGACUCGCCUGAUGAAGAGAGCGAAGAAGAGAGCGAGAGGGAGCCAUCUCCUAAACCUUCGAAAGCAGAGAAAAUCAGAAUGAAGAAAAAGCGCAAGAAGAUCGAAUCCGACGACAGUAAAGACAAGGACCAAGGCUCGGGUGAGAAACGGAGAAAGUUGAUGAAGAAGAAGGUCAGGAAGAUCGAGAGCAGUUCCGAAGAGGAAGAGGAAGAAAAAGACCAGAGAGAAGUGGAUAAGAAGGAGCUUGAAAAGAAAGAAAAGCUAAGCGUGAAGCAAGAACGCCAACUAGAUGACGCCAUCGAAGCCGUGGUCCGACACGCGCGAGCUCUCAACAAGAAGGAAGUUGAAGAGGAAGAGACCGAAGUCCUGCGACUUCAGGAAGAGGAAAUGGAGAGAGAAGAGCGUGAGAACGAACGAAAACGGAAGGAGAAGGAGAAGUCGGAACGAAUCGAGCGAGACAAGCAGAAACUUGCUGAGAAGGAACGAGAGAAAAGCGACCUCAAAUUCGAAAACUCGGAGCCUGGGAGCAUGCGGCUGCCCGACAGGAUGCCUAGCGAGCUCGAAGCGAUGGUGAAGGACAUCACUAAAGUUGCCAAAGAAGGCUUAGGAAAGAGCAAGUUCUUCCUGGCUAAUGGUGUCAGUGAACGAUUGUUAUCGAUUGAUAUGAUGGCUCGUCAGUCUCUGCCCUGUUCCCAGAGAACGCAAUUGUACUGCUAUCUGGCAGCGCAUUUACCCUGUAGCAAAGAAACGUUGUUAAAGAAGGUUAAAAAGCUCCGUCUUGAUGAAGAGGAUAGCAAGGUCAAAGAACCAAUGACCAGGUUCAAAAACGAGCUGAACCAGAUGGUGUACGACCAGGUUGAUAAAUACCGUCGGGAGUGUGAUGAAGUUGGUCAGAAACCCUGCGGAAUAUCAGACUCCGAGGGCGAGGAUGAUAUUCAAAUUCACAGAGUGUUUGAAUGGACUGACAAUCUUAGGAAAUUGUUCCGCGAGGUCGUUCUGCUGAAACUGAAGACGUACGAGGUCUCGAAACUCCGGGCUACUUCAGCUGAGGAUUAUGUGAAGAACUUUUUCGACAUAGACAUGGUAAAACUUUGGCCACGAGGAUGGAUGAGCUCUCGAAUUCUGCUUCGAAUGGUCCGAGAAGACAAUCUUUUACCUCGAGUUCGCAAUGAUGGCACACCCGCGCAAGUGAAGAAACUUGGCCAGCUGCAGAAUCUGAGUUCGGCAAACCUGAAUGAGACGCCGACUUCAACGGCGGCCUCGGCAGCUUCCACACCGCAGAGCACCCCGUACAGACCGAGAUUGAAUUCUUUGUCUUCUGUCGAAAUUCCGCUGAAGGACUCCUCGUUCAAAGACAGUUUCACGAUCGAGAAGACGCCCCCAACUCCUGCGACGUCCGUUAUAAAGGAGAAAGCAAAGCAGGAAUCGCCGUGCACACCAAUCAGCUCGUUCAGAGAACCCAGGGACUCAGGACCGGCGAUGCAAUCGGUCAUUUCUGAAACUAGUUCGCUGAACGUCCUGAAAGAAGAACGCGUCCCGACACCCCCACCUCAGGAACCAGCGGAAGCGCCGGUGCAUCUAAGUGUGAUAACGUCUCCACCUGCGAAGCAGUACCAUGCCUCAACACCUAGCUCACUACCUCAGGUCGAGACCCCGGUCUUCGGCGAUUCUUUCGUGACCACCCCAACGCCGUCGUCUGCGAGCAAGAAACAUUCGGCGACUCCUUUGCUCAAAGCCAAUUACCAGGCCGCCUUGCAAAAAAGUCCGCCCUACACGGCUUCUGCUCUGCAAGCUCAGGCUUUCGCCGAGUUUGCACAGAAAGCAACUCCGACGACGAGCGUGGUGAACUUCUCCCAGAGCGCGCACAAGUCCUCAAGCCAUCAGACGUCAUCGAACGCGACUACCCACUCGUCAUCCCAGUUUUCGUCGCCAGUGAAUUCGAUAGCCCCCACCACAUCGUAUCAGCAGAAAUACGCGUCAUCACAAGCAGCCCAGUUGCAACCAGCUCACCAGAGUUCUGCUUACCACCAGACAUCGUCGCAUUCGGCGGCGAGUUAUUUCGGAUCUCAGACCUCACAAAGUCAGAACUCUAGAGAGAAGGAACCACUCCUGGCAGCAGACGUUUUUGAUCGAAUCAUCACACAGCAUCUAGGCAACAGCGUAAAUUCAGUCAGCCAAAGUGCUUACAACCAGCCAACCUCUUCGUAUCAAUCGAACUCGAUGCUGUCUCCCACAUCGACGCACAGGUCGUCCAACCAAAAUCAUUCGCAACCGUCGCAGCAGCCUCUACAACAACAACAACAGCACCAGAAGAAAACUACGCAACUACCUCGAGCCACGAUGCCGUCUUCCUACAACAUAUACGAAGCUUUGCAACAACAACCUCAACAACCCAAGAGUCGUGAGCAAAAGAUGUCUUAUACCCAAAGCCAACAACAUUCGUCAAUGGUCUCUAAUGCACAAAUGUUGCAACAUCUGCAUAGUCAACAGCAGCAACAUCAAAGGAGUACCGCUAAUCUCGAGGGUAUGAAAGGCUUCCCCUCCCCUAUGUCAUCGUCUUCGUCAGUUCCUUCGUACUAUACCUCUUCAGCGGCUGCUUCGGCGUACCAACCACAGAGUCCACAAGUGCCACAGGUCGCUCACUCGACUCCUCUGACUUCAACUUCGAACCGUUACUCGUGGGGAGCGCACUCGGGAAUGUACUCCGCCCAUCAGCAGAGACAAUAUUACCAGCAGCAGCAGCAACAGCAGCAGCAGGAUCCUCGGAGGCUUCUGCUACAGCAACAACAGCAGCACUUUUUAUUCAGCACCAGUGUGAACAAGAGAAUGGCUCCUUUCUCCCUGAGCCCCAAACAGAUCCUGCUGCCGGCGCACUAA